AGGGCCUGCAAGGAUGCUGGCUGUCCCGGAGAUGGGCCUGCAGGGGCUGUACAUCGGCUCCAGCCCAGACCGAUCCCCCAUCCCCAGCCCACAGGGCUCCCCAAGGACCCAGGACAGCUGUGGCAUUGCCCCCCUCACACCUUCGCAGUCUCCGAAGCCUGAGGCCCGAGUCCCCCAGCCACCCCCCUUCUCUGUGGUGGUGGCCAUCGACUUUGGCACUACAUCCAGUGGCUAUGCCUUCAGCUUCACCAGUGACCCCGAGGCCAUCCACAUGAUGAGGAAAUGGGAGGGCGGGGACCCAGGCGUCGCCCACCAGAAGACCCCCACCUGCCUGCUGCUGACCCCGGAGGGCGCCUUUCACAGCUUUGGCUACACCGCCCGCGAUCACUACCACGAUCUGGACCCCAAGGAGGCCCGGGAGUGGCUUUACUUCGAAAAAUUCAAGAUGAAGAUCCACAGCGCCACUGAUCUCACCUUGAAGACUCAGCUGGAGGCAGUAAACGGAAAGGAAAUGCCUGCCUUGGACGUGUUUGCCCAUGCCUUGCGCUUCUUCAAGGAGCAUGCCCUCCAGGAGCUGCGUGAGCAGUGCCCAUCACUGCCAGAGAAGGACACGGUGCGCUGGGUGUUGACGGUGCCCGCCAUCUGGAAACAGCCAGCCAAGCAGUUCAUGCGGGAAGCUGCCUAUCUGGCUGGCCUAGUGUCCAGAGAGAAUGCAGAGCAGCUCCUCAUCGCACUGGAACCCGAGGCGGCCUCUGUCUACUGCCGCAAACUCCGACUGCACCAACUCCUGGACCUGAGCAGCCGGGCCCCGGGCAGCGGGCGCCUGGGUGAGCGCCGGUCCAUCGAUUCCAGCUUCCGCCAAGCUCGAGAGCAGCUGCGAAGGUCCCGACAGAGCCGCACGUUCCUGGUGGAGUCGGGAGUUGGAGAGCUGUGGGCUGAGAUGCAAGCAGGAGACCGCUACAUGGUCGCCGACUGCGGGGGAGGCACGGUGGACCUGACGGUGCACCAGCUGGAGCAGCCCCACGGCACCCUCAAGGAGCUCUACAAGGCCUCGGGAGGCCCCUACGGCGCGGUGGGCGUGGACCUGGCCUUCGAGGAGCUGCUGGGCCGCAUCUUCGGGAAGGACUUCAUUGCCACCUUCAAGAGGAAACGGCCGGCCGCCUGGGUGGACCUGACCAUCGCCUUCGAGGCCCGAAAGCGCACGGCAGGGCCACACCGCACCGGGGCACUCAAUAUCUCGCUGCCUUUUUCCUUCAUUGAUUUCUACCGCAAACAGCGUGGCCACAAUGUGGGGACAGCGCUGCGCAGGAGCAGCGUGAACUUCGUGAAGUGGUCCUCCCAAGGCAUGCUCAGGAUGUCCUGUGAGGCCAUGAACGAGCUCUUCCAGCCCACAGUCAGCAGCAUCAUCCAGCACAUAGAGGCCCUGCUGGCCAAGCCCGAGGUGGAGGGCGUGAAGCUCCUGUUCCUGGUGGGCGGCUUCGCCGAGUCGGCCGUGCUGCAGCAGGCGGUGCACUCGGCGCUGGGCCCCCGCGGGCUGCGCGUGGUGGUGCCGCACGACGUGGGGCUGACGAUCCUCAAGGGCGCCGUGCUGUUCGGCCAGGCGCCGGGCGUGGUGCGGGUGCGCCGCUCGCCGCUCACCUACGGCGUGGGCGUGCUCAACCGCUUCGUGGCCGGCCGCCACCCGCCCGACAAGCUGCUGGUGCGCGACGGCCGCCGCUGGUGCACCGACGUGUUCGAGCGCUUCGUGGCGGCCGAGCAGUCGGUGGCGCUGGGCGAGGAGGUGCGGCGCAGCUACUGCCCCGCGCGCCCGGGCCAGCGCCGCGUGCUCAUCAACCUGUACUGCUGCGCCGCCGAGGACGCGCGCUUCAUCACCGACCCGGGCGUGCGCAAGUGCGGCGCGCUCAGCCUGGAGCUCGAGCCCCAGGGCGGCGCCCCCGAGGCCCCCGGCCGCCGCGAGAUCCGCGCCGCCAUGCAGUUCGGGGACACGGAGAUCAAGGUCACCGCCGUGGACGUCAGCACCAACCGCUCGGUGCGCGCCUCCAUCGACUUUCUCUCCAACUGACGCGGCCGGCGGCU
This is a messenger RNA of Suncus etruscus (white-toothed pygmy shrew), 2076 nucleotides long. It is a transcript of the gene HSPA12B, whose product is annotated as heat shock protein family A (Hsp70) member 12B. Bases 14 to 2062 code for a protein of 682 amino acids. The record is from RefSeq and is a predicted model, not a curated record. The transcript is spliced from 12 exons. NCBI's taxonomy places the organism in Eukaryota, Metazoa, Chordata, Mammalia, Eulipotyphla, Soricidae.